AUGUUGACCACUGCAGCUCUUAUUCUCAUUGUCACCACUAAAGUUGUCCUAGGACAGGAUGACAGACUGGGUAUUAAAAGACAGAGAUAUCCAUUAAAUAUGGCACCGGAUUCAGUUGAUGACCAGUAUAAUGGCUGUAGAGGGAAAAUGGAAAAAUUGGUGAAGAAAUAUCUACCUGAAGAAAUCCGUGCUAACAUAUCAGACUUUGGAACAGUUUGGGAAAACAGUAAAAAAAAGAUCUCUGGACCAAAACACAAUCUGGAAAGAGAUCAUUUAAUUGCCAUUUCUGUGUAUACUGGUGUUAUUGUAUAUACAAAAUUCGAUGAGGAUGUUAGGACCGGUAAACAGAAAUACACAGACAAGACAUUCAAAUGGUAUUCGCUUCAUUUUUGGUUGACACAAGCAAUAGAGACUCUAAAGAGAACGCAACAGGGAUGCAAGAAAACUUUUCGUGGUACCAGUGUUACAUUUGAAGAUGUCAAUAACACAGAGAUUCGUUUUGGCUCAUUUGCGACCUCUUCUAUUGAUCGUAAUGUAACAACUAAUUUUGGAAAUGAAUCUUGUUUUGAAAUCGAGACUUGUCACGGUGUUGAUGUGUCAAAAUACUCCCAGUUUCCUAAUCAGAAAGAGGUGUUGAUUCCCCCAUAUGAGAAAUUUGAAAUCACUAAUAUCAGGAAAAAUCAGAAGGGUGACUGGUGUAAGACUGUGUUUGAGUUGAAGAGCACUGGUAUAAAAAGUAACUUAAACUGUGCAGUGGCAUCAGUCAAGCCCAAGAAAUAGCACAAUGUCAUUAUCUCUGACUGAUCAGCAUUUACAUAUUUUCAUUUCAAUUUAAGCAUGGCUUUUAUAAA
This is a messenger RNA of Misgurnus anguillicaudatus (oriental weatherfish), 851 nucleotides long. NCBI's taxonomy places the organism in Eukaryota, Metazoa, Chordata, Actinopteri, Cypriniformes, Cobitidae. The record is from RefSeq and is a predicted model, not a curated record.